Messenger RNA from Cordyceps fumosorosea ARSEF 2679, 4857 nucleotides. RefSeq names its product golgi complex component. The transcript has 2 exons. Gene Ontology annotation, cellular component: HOPS complex; late endosome. NCBI's taxonomy places the organism in Eukaryota, Fungi, Ascomycota, Sordariomycetes, Hypocreales, Cordycipitaceae. Gene Ontology annotation, biological process: endosomal vesicle fusion; protein targeting to vacuole. Gene Ontology annotation, molecular function: protein binding. The coding region runs from base 1 to 4857 and encodes 1618 amino acids. The record is from RefSeq and is a predicted model, not a curated record.
AUGGCAGAUUCAGAGAACCAGCCGGCUGUCCCGUCAGAGCAGCUGGGCGACAUCCCCGCGACGCCCGAUGACGCAACGGCCGUCAUCGUUGAUCCGGUGGCCGUCGUCAACGGGGACGGCAAGGUUGACGAGCACGACGACGCUGAUGUGCCCCAGCUCGAGACUGGCGACGACGGCAACGACGAAGAUGCUACCAAUGAAGAAGCCGUCGCCGAAACCGGGGACCAAGACGCCCACACGCCGACAACACCACUGCGGCCUCUUGCACAGCUGCAGGAAGGAUCCGAGCUCGGCUCCGCGGACGCCGCCGACUCGGUAGACCUCACACCAAGGCGGAUGCGCAGCCCGGUUGACUCGCUUACCUCUGCGCAGGGCAUCUCGCCUUCUGUACAGGGCUCCCGGAUAUCCUCUCCUAGCAGCAGCGUGCUCCCCUCGGUCGCCUCCCGCGCAUACCUCGGCAGCCCGACACCUUCCUUUCGCCCCUUCGACCGCCGCUUCUCCUCACGCAUCGCGUCCCCAGGCACACACAGCCCGCGCUCCCCGUCGCCUGCCUUCAUCGGCGGCCACUCCCGAAACGUCUCCCUCAGCUCCAACUUUCAAGUCGACGCUGGUGGUGGCCCGGACACCGAGACGACGACACCGCCCUGGGAGGUGGUCCGCUGGACGCGUCUACAGAAGCUCAACGGUCAAGCCUUUUCCGAGUCGGGCCGCCGCACCUUUGGCUCGCCGACGUGCCUCGCCGUCUCGGCGUCCAUCGUGCUCGGUACCUCCAAGGGCAUCAUCCUGGUCUUCGACUACGGUCAGAACCUGAAGCUCAUCAUUGGUCCGGGCACAAAGGCCGUCGAGUCGGGCGCUAUCACAGCCAUCGCUGUCUCCGCCGACCACACCACCAUCGCUGGUGGCCACGCCAACGGCAGCAUCUUUACCUGGGACACGUCGCGACCCUCGCGUCCAUUCCUCAGCAUACCGCACCUGGAGCGCGGCGAUGCGCCGCACCGCACCGCGGACGGCCACGUCGCCAACGUGUCUGUGAUUCACCUAGGCUUCCUGGGCACGCGACAUACGGCCCUCGUCUCGGCUGACGACCGCGGCAUGGCCUUCUCGCAUCUCGCGACCCGCGGCACGGGCGCGCUCGGCCGGACCGUCAAGACGACAAGGAUCCUCGGCCGCUACCCCGACGCCCCGAAGCCAGCCGGCAAGCCAGUAAAGCCGAGCACCGUGCUCGCGUUGGCCUCGCUGCCUCUAGGCAACGUCGAGUGCGCCACGGACAUCCUGGGGCUGACGGCUAUGCUCACGCCGUAUCUACUUGUCAUAGUGUCCACCACGCCGGUCGCGCAAACCCAACACAAGUCGGCCCGACCAAAGGACGUCCCGGCCCACAGCACAAUGACUGGAUGUCUGGCUUGGUUCCCCGCUGUCAGGCUAAAGACGCCGGAUCCCGUCAGCGGGAGCGACAUAUCGAAAGUGAAGCUGGCGUAUUGCUGGUCUAACGUCCUAACGGUCCUCGACGUCAUCGAGGUGCCCAGCGAAGACGAGGACCAGCCGCCGAGCCUGCGCUUCAAGGCGCGCAGCAGAUGGAAGUGCGAGGAGGCCAUUGUUGCAGUGCAGUGGCUCAGCCGCUCCGUCAUCACGGUGCUCACCGUCUCGCAGCGCCUGAUCGUGCUCGAAGACAGGACCAUGCGCAUGGCCGAGGCCUUUGACCUGAUGCAGCGCUACAUGUACCACAAAGACCUCUACUCGAAGCAGCUGCACAGCCUGGUCGAGAACCUGGACGAGGAGGACCCUUCGAUGCACGGGGUGGUGGCGGACGCCUUCUACAUGAGCUUCAAGGCCUACAAAGGCAGGAUAUUCAUCCUCGGAUUUAACGAGGUCUCCUUGGGCGCUCUUUCGAACUGGGCCGACCGGUUGAUAGCCAUGAUGGAGCACGGCGACUACAUUGGGGCCAUCCAGCUUGCCACGUCCUACUACACGGGCGACGCGGACAAGCUGACAGUCGGGCUACCAGAGGAUCAAACGCAACGGCAUAGCAUGGUCAAGGAUAAGGUUUUGGAAAUCAUCAGCGCGUCGCUCAAGUACGCGUUUUCCCAGCGGCAAAGAGAUAAGAGCGCCGCGGAUGAUGCGCAUCUGAAGCAGCUCGCCCAGACUUGCUUUGUGGCGUGUCUCAACAUUGGCAACGAUGACUUUUUGCUCGACGACAUGUUUGAGUGGUACGAAGAGGCCGACGUAGCAGGAAUAUUCCUUGAAGUCCUCGAGCCGUAUAUCCUUGAUAGGUCCAUCGUCUUUAUCCCUCCUGUAGUGGUCAAGGCCAUGGUUAACCACUAUGCCGCGCAAGGCUGGGAGAGCAGACUGGAAGAGAUGAUUUGCCACAUGGAGACGGCGACGCUCGAUCUCGACCAGAUCACACUCCUGUGCAAGCAGCACAGUCUCUACGACGCCCUCACCUAUGUCUGGAACCAGGCGAUCCGCGAUUAUAUAACCCCCAUGAUUGAGCUUCUGAGUCUGCUCGUGCCGAUCAUGGCCAACGGCAGCUAUGACAGCGAUGCCGUCGGUGAGGACUACUUCAGCAUCAACGCUGUCAAGAUAUUCCCAUACCUUUCUUACACGCUCACGAGCCGGAUAUACCCAAAUGGCGAGCCGAUGAAUGAGGAUACGGCGAGUCAAGCCAAGGCUGAGAUUUACUGGUUCUUCUUCUCUGGACAUACGAUAACCUGGCCCAAAGGAAGCGGCAAGGUGUUCCUCACACGGCCUGGGAUGGACUACGAGCCUUCCUUCCCGUACUUGAGGCUUAUCCUGCGCUACGAUGCGCCGAGCUUCCUGAGCGCGCUCAACGAGGCGUUUGAGGACCCCUUUCUCAACGACUCUCCAGAUAAAAAGACAAAUGGAGGCUCAGCGGUAGACAUACCGGAAGAGCAAAUCUUUGGGCAGACGAUCAACCGCCAAUACAUUCUGUCUAUUCUCUUGGACGUCAUGAACCCCGAUGAUUUCGCCGCGACCGACACCAUAUAUCUAGACAUGUUUAUCGCGAGAAAUCUACCUAAGUUCCCGCAGUACCUGCUCUUCUCCGGAUCGACGCUGUCCAAGGUGCUCGAGGGGCUCUGCAACUACCCCGGCGAGGACUUGGCAGAUGAUGCGCAGUUGAGUGCUGAAUACCUGCUUUCCGUCUACCAUCCGACCGACAUGACGGCCCUGCUGCCGCAGUUCAAAAAAGCUGGAUUCUAUCGUAUAUUGAAGCGCAUUUUCAAGGUUGACAAGCAGUUUGGUACGUUGAUCCGCACAUACUUUGAGGACCCAGCGGACCAGGACCAAGUCUUUGAGUGCCUCGCCAGCUGCCUGCGCCCUUCGACAAAACUGGGCUUCCAGCAGCGUACCAGCAUCCAUGAAGCCAUCACCGAUCACGCACGGGACUUACUGGACCUCAGCCCCGAGAAGUCUGCUGUGGUGCUCGCCGGAGAGACGAGUGAAACGCAAAAGCAAAUUUUGGAAAGCGCAUCAGAUGCACCAGAUCUCCAGUUUGCAUAUCUCAAGACUUUGCUGGACUCGGAGCGUGAAAAGCUGCCAGAGGAGAUGCCGCCAGACCGGCAUCUCAUUGAGCAGUAUGUGCGUCUCAUGUGUACGUUUGAGCCAUCACACGUGUCAGAUUACAUCAACCGUGUCCAGGCAGGGGAUCUUCGGCUUGACCAAGUGCUGCCUACCAUGGAGGAGACUGGUGUCGUGGAUGCUGCCGUGACAAUUCUUACUCGUGACGGACUGGUGGAAAAGGCCAUGCAGCGCCUGGUCGCGCACUUUGACACGCUCGAGUCGGCGCUUCAGGGCGUGCUGUCCGGUGCAGCGGACUGGCAAGAAGACACGGUCGAUCUGCAGGCUUCUAUUGAGGAGCUGCUUCAGGGCUUGCAAAAGUACAUGUACGUUGGUAUUUGGCUUUGCCAAGGACAGCAGAGGCCGGCCAAGCGGGCCACGCACGUUCAGAAGCGAGCAAAAGACGCCCAGGCAGCGCUCACCACGGACGAGUCCCUGUGGUUGCAACUGAUCGAGGCAGCAGUCAAGCUGACGAAGCAAAUAUCAUCGCAAAUCCAAAAGGCCGUAGUCGAAGCAGACUUGGAUGGCGAACGACUGCUGACGCUACUGAGAUCGCUGGUGCAGCAUACCUUUACCGCUUUCCUGGCGUCGACGUCCGGCCAGAACCCGGGCCAGUCGGCGUCUAAGCUGCUAGCGGCCGGGGGCACCAAUAUCUCCUUCUUGAGAGUCCUCCGUGCGUUCCUGGCCAACGCGGCGGCUUCAUCCCCGAACCUGGCCGAUUUGCGAGGCGUCCUUGCGUCCAUCUUUUCCGCCUACGCGUACGAGGAGUCUAUCCUGCGACUCUCCAACCGGCUGCUGGAUAGAAGCCUGUUCGUCAACGUCAGCCAGUCGGUGGAGCUGCGCCAGCGCGGAUGGCGGCCGCGCGGAUCGACGUGCGAGCACUGCGGCCGCCGCGUCUGGGGCCCGGGCGUCGCGGGCGGUGCCGUCUUUGAGGCGUGGGAGACGAGGCAGGCCGCGGAGGACGCCAGACGGCUGGAGGAAAAGAAGGAGAGGAAGAAGACGCGAGCAGGAGGCGAGUCGAGCGCGGAAACGGACGGGAAGGGCAAAGGUAAGAGCCUGGACACGCGGCCGGUAAGCCUGUUGGUCGAGGACAAGGAGCAGGCGGCGGCGGCGGUCGCUGGCGGGACGACGACGGCCAAGGACGCUCCGCUCGGCCCGCUGGUGGUCCUCGCGUGUCGACAUGUAUACCACCAGAGCUGUCUGGACGCGGUGCAGGAUAAGCAGGAGAACGGCACGGGACCUGCGCGGGACAGGGAGUACCGAUGUCCGAUUGAUGGAUAA